AUGGGUAAUUGUGCGCCAUGCAGAUCAUCAGCAGUAUCAUUACCUGCGUGCAAGAACAAGAGCGUCCGGGUGGUUCAUUGGAAUGGCUUCGUGGAAGACUUUGAGGAGCCCAUCACGGUGGGUGAGGUCACGGGCAAGCCGGCCAAGCAUUUCGUGUGCACCCCGGCUCAGCUCCUCUCAGCCGGGUCGAAACCCAUGAAGCCGCAGGUCACGCUCGAGCCGGGCCGCAUCUACUUCUUGCUUCCCUACUCCACUCUUCAGGCCGACGUGUCCCCCGUGGACUUGUCCGCAUUGGUGAGGAAACUCAUGGUGAAAGCGAAAGCUAGCCCGGGGAGACCAAGCGGCACUAGUCCUGGACAGAGCUCUCCGGCUCGGAGCUUCGACCCUAUUCCGAUUUGGAACUCGCCGAGUCGGAAUUCCACUUCGGGCCCAUCAUGGGGUUCGAGUCCGUCUUCUAGUUCGCCAGGCCGGAGCCCGACCCGGUUAUUGGGCGCAGACGGGACAGUGGCGGGGCAGAGGUCAGUAGGUGCUAAAUCAUGGAGGCCGGUUUUGGGUACCAUCAGAGAGAGGUCAUUUAACAGGAGAAGCGAGUCGGAUUUGCAGGAGAAGUACUCCGGACAGAAGAGAGUGGUGUGA
Messenger RNA from Rhodamnia argentea, 636 nucleotides. RefSeq lists its product as uncharacterized. Bases 1 to 636 code for a protein of 211 amino acids. The transcript has a single exon. The record is from RefSeq and is a predicted model, not a curated record. Lineage: Eukaryota; Viridiplantae; Streptophyta; Magnoliopsida; Myrtales; Myrtaceae.